AUGACUGCGUUGGCGGGGUCAAUACCCAGGAUGAUGCGACCCACGCUGGCUCAGAACUACCCCCGCAGUGGCUUCCCACUGGAAGUGUCUACCCCGUUGGGUCAAGGCCGAGUGAACCAGCUCGGAGGAGUUUUCAUAAACGGGAGACCUUUGCCUAACCACAUCCGACAUAAGAUCGUGGAGAUGGCCCACCAUGGCAUCAGGCCGUGCGUCAUCUCCCGGCAGCUCCGGGUCUCCCACGGCUGCGUGUCCAAAAUCUUGUGCCGGUACCAGGAGACGGGCUCCAUCAGACCCGGGGCCAUCGGAGGCAGCAAACCCAAGCAGGGAACAACGCCGGACGUAGAGAAGAGAAUUGAAGAAUACAAGCGGGAAAACCCGGGUAUGUUUAGCUGGGAGAUUCGGGAUAAAUUACUGAAGGAUGGGAUAUGUGACCGCAACAACGUGCCUUCAGUGAGCUCCAUCAGUCGCAUCAUGCGGAGUAAGUUCGGGGGAAAAGGCGACGAAGAGGAGGAUGAAGAUGAAAUCGAGAAGAAGGAGUUGGAGGACAACGACCGCAGGGCCAAACACAGCAUCGAGGGCAUCCUGGGAGACAGAUCGAGUCACUCGGAUGAGGGUUCGGACGUGGAGUCGGAGCCCGAUCUGCCGCUGAAGAGGAAGCAGCGGCGCAGUCGGACCACCUUCACAGCGGAGCAGCUGGAGGAGCUGGAGAGGGCCUUCGAGAGAACACACUACCCCGACAUCUACACCAGGGAGGAGCUCGCCCAGAGGGCCAAACUCACAGAGGCCAGGGUGCAGGUGUGGUUCAGCAACAGGCGGGCGAGAUGGAGGAAGCAAGCAGGAGCCAAUCAACUGAUGGCAUUUAAUCACCUGAUCCCAGGGGGUUUCCCACCUUCAGCCAUGUCCAGCAUCCCUCCCUACCAGCUCUCUGACAGCGCCUACCCCCCCCCAUCUAUAGCACAAGAGCCUCCCAGCACAGUGCACCGGCCCCAGCCUCUGCCUCCCUCCUCGGGUCACCAGGCCUCCGGCGCCGGAGGACAGGGUGAAGGAGCCUCCGCCUACUGCCUCGCCUCCGGACGCCAUUCCUUCUCAGGCUACUCGGACAGCUUUGUUAGCCCCGGAGGACCGGCCAAUCCCAUGAACCCCACCAUCGGGAACGGGCUCUCUCCACAGGUGAUGGGUCUGCUGAACCCGGGCGGCGUGCCACAUCAGCCCCAGAGCGACUACGCCAUCUCCCCUCUGACGGGCGGCCUCGAGCCCCCUGCCGGCAUGGCCGCCAGCUGCAGCCAGCGCAUGGAUCACAUCAAGGGCCUGGAGGGUCUGACCAGCGUUCCCUCCAUGUCGGCUCUGCCCUCCCUGCCCAGCUCCCAGUCCUACUGCCCCCCCUCCUACAGCUCACCUGGCUACACUGUUGACCACGUGGCGUCCUACCAGUACGGCCAGUACGGACAAAGUGCCCUUCCUUAUCUGAGGCCUGAAAUCACCUGA
This is a messenger RNA of Seriola dumerili (greater amberjack), 1485 nucleotides long. It is a transcript of the gene pax3b, whose product is annotated as paired box 3. The coding region runs from base 1 to 1485 and encodes 494 amino acids. Lineage: Eukaryota; Metazoa; Chordata; Actinopteri; Carangiformes; Carangidae. The record is from RefSeq and is a predicted model, not a curated record. Gene Ontology annotation, molecular function: RNA polymerase II cis-regulatory region sequence-specific DNA binding; DNA-binding transcription factor activity, RNA polymerase II-specific. The transcript has 9 exons. Gene Ontology annotation, biological process: anatomical structure development; regulation of transcription by RNA polymerase II.